AUGCGCUUUUCUGUCGAGGUCAUAGGACUGCUGACCUGUUUUCUCUCUCAAGCUAUUGCAGCUCCAGGAAAGAGAGAUCUCACCUCGUUUACUGCUGCUGAACGAGCAAUUGCGUUACAGGGAGCCUUGAACAACAUUGGACCAGAUGGAGUAAAGGUUCCUGGUGCUGGUGCGGGGUUCGUGGUUGCCAGUCCAAGUAAAGUAAAUCCUGACUACUUCUACACUUGGACUCGAGACUCCGCUCUCACACUGAAGAUGUUGAUUGAUGAAUUUAUCUUCGGAAACACAGCCCUCCAAUCUUAUAUCGACGACUACAUCCACGCUCAAGCAAAACUCCAAACAGUCUCCAAUCCGUCAGGGACAUUCUUACCCGCCGGACUCGGUCUCGGAGAGCCAAAAUUCCAAGUCGACGGCACCCGCUUCAACGGUGCCUGGGGUCGCCCUCAACGAGAUGGCCCAGCUCUUAGAGCGAUUGCCUUAAUGACUUACAGCAACUGGCUCAUCAAGAAUGGAAAUUCUACAGCAGCAAAGACAAUCAUCUGGCCUAUUAUCGCCAAUGAUUUGUCUUACGUCGGAGAAUACUGGAAUCAGACAGGAUUCGAUCUCUGGGAAGAGACUCUUGGAUCCAGUUACUUCACCAUCCAGAACCAGGCCCGAGCUCUCAUCGAAGGUGCCCAACUCGCUCAUGAUUUGGGCGUCACAUGUCCAGGCUGCGUCCAAGCUCCCGAGGUCCUUUGCUUUCUCCAAAGUUUCUGGAAUGGGGAGUUUAUCGUGAGCAAUAUCAAUAUUGACAAUGGCCGCACUGGAAUCGACGGAAAUUCAAUCUUGGGUCCGAUUGCGAUUUUUGAUAUCGAUGCCUAUUGUGACAGUCCGACAAUGCAGCCUUGCCACAGCAACAAUUUGGCAAAUUUCAAGGUGUUGAUAGAUACCUUCAGAGCAACGUAUGCCAUCAAUGAUGGAAUUCCAGAGGGGCAGGGAGUUGCUGUCGGACGGUACGCUGAGGAUGUCUACAUGGGCGGAAAUCCUUGGUACCUCAUCACCACCGCAGCGGCCGAGUUCCUCUACGACGCCGUUGCCCAAUGGAAAGCUCGCCACGUCCUAAUCGUCGACAGCACCUCCCUCGCUUUCUUCCAAGACAUCUACCCAUCCGUCACCGUCCGCCAAUACAACUCCGGCAACGCCAACUCGCCUUUCGCCCAGAUAAUGGACGCCGUAACAGCAUACGCCGACUCCUUCGUCGCAGUAGCAGAGAAAUACAUCCCCUCCAACGGAUCGCUCGCCGAGCAAUUCAACCGCACAACGGGAGUUCCCCUUUCAGCUAACGAUCUCACCUGGUCGUACGCUGCAUUCGUGACUAUGGCGCAACGACGAGCAGGUCAAUAUCCUGCGUCAUGGGGAAGUAGGAAUGCGAUUGCGCCUCCAGCUACUUGUGCCGGCACCAGCACGACAGGAGUAUACGUCCCUGCCAUCGCAGCAGGAGCUCCGAAUGUGACGAGUACAUGUCAAGUCAACGUUAUAUUCGACGUCAACGCCACGACGUACUAUGGCGAGAAUCUGUACGUGAUCGGGGAUACGGAUGAUCUCGGUGUGUGGGAUGUCUCGAAUUCGCUACCGAUGGGAGCAGGUGGGUAUACUUCAGAAAGACCGCUUUGGAGUGUAAGUGCGUACUUGAAUGCUGGGGAGGAAGUCAAUUAUAAGUAUGUGAGGCAGGAGGAUUGUAAUCAGCCGUAUAUUUAUGAGACGGUCAAUAGGACAUUGACGGUGCCGGCUUGUGGGAGUGCGGCGAUUACGACGAAUGAUGCGUGGGAUGGGCCGGUUGGGACGAGCGGGAAUUGUGGAUCUUAA
Messenger RNA from Mollisia scopiformis, 1845 nucleotides. RefSeq names its product 1, 4-alpha-D-glucan glucohydrolase. NCBI's taxonomy places the organism in Eukaryota, Fungi, Ascomycota, Leotiomycetes, Helotiales, Mollisiaceae. Gene Ontology annotation, molecular function: glucan 1,4-alpha-glucosidase activity; starch binding. The transcript is spliced from 3 exons. Gene Ontology annotation, cellular component: fungal-type vacuole. The record is from RefSeq and is a predicted model, not a curated record. Bases 1 to 1845 code for a protein of 614 amino acids. Gene Ontology annotation, biological process: polysaccharide catabolic process.